GUAACGAACCUUUGGGGCGAUGGUGACAUUCCCAUCAAGGAUAUGAUCUUGAAGGCACCUCGGAUGGGUUUGGAUGGUGACGUAGUGAGUAGACGAGGGAACCGAUGCCGCCACCGGCGCAUUCGCAAGCGACAACGGCGGAACGAGUUU
Cladocopium goreaui is the source of this 150-nucleotide messenger RNA. The record is from the annotation of a GenBank genome assembly. Lineage: Eukaryota; Dinophyceae; Suessiales; Symbiodiniaceae.